AGCCCAUUUAUCCAGGUAGUCCGCGUGACACCUGAGCGGAGCUCCUCCCCAGUCCAUGGCCUCCCUUUUCCUAUAAAACGCCACUUGCCCACAUCGUAUUGCUUCCCCUCCACUCGCAACUUUCUCACCCCCUAUCAAUUGCAUCAAUCCCACCACCGUCGCCACCACCGCCACCGCCGCUGCAACCAUGGGCUCAGCCGCAGCAUAUUACUACACCGGAUGCGAGCACGACUACCAACCGCACUUCCUCGAUUCCUGCUCGCUCUGCCGCAGACCGCUCAGCCAAAACAGCGACAUCUUCAUGUACAGAGGGAACACGCCGUUCUGUAGCCAAGAGUGCAGACAGGAACAGAUAGAGAUGGAUGAGGCGAUGGAGAAGAAAUGGAAGAUGUCGUCGUCUUCCUCGUCGUCUUCGUCGAAGAGAUCGAGCGCUGUGAGACAGACCUCCGACUCCGCCAAGGAAUACGACACGAACAAAGCUGUACGGACGGGAACAGUGGCCGUCGCUUGACUCUUGAGAUUAAAGUUCACUGCAAAUAAGUAUAUAUAUAUGUAUAUUGUAUUUGAGAAGAAAUUACUGAUCACUUCCUCGAUGAAUUUCGCGAGAACUGGAGUUUGAUCUGUAGAGAGAGAUGGGUGCAGAAGAAGUCCGUACCAACAAUUUUGUUUUUCCUUUUUUUUUUAAUUUAUAUUUUUCAUCUUUUUCCCCUUUUUCUUUUUUCUGGAAUAUGGCAUCUGAUUUGUGUAUAUGGUGGGGAAGGAUUGAGAGUCCUUUAUUUGGAUGUCAUGGGAUAUCAUAUAAAUCUUGGUUAAUCA
Messenger RNA from Salvia miltiorrhiza (redroot sage), 816 nucleotides. RefSeq names its product FCS-Like Zinc finger 3-like. The coding region runs from base 188 to 511 and encodes 107 amino acids. The record is from RefSeq and is a predicted model, not a curated record. The transcript is spliced from 2 exons. NCBI's taxonomy places the organism in Eukaryota, Viridiplantae, Streptophyta, Magnoliopsida, Lamiales, Lamiaceae.